CAUUUAUGGAUCGCUCGUAUUUCUUGGUUGAUAAUCUAUUCUUUACAGUGGAGAGUCACCACGGACGCUUCUAAUGCAAGAGUUGUCUUGUCUUCUUUAACGUCCCUGAAUGCUUGCGGACAUGAUUUACGAGAACCGUUAAUUUUGGUUUGUUCAGCAAACCUUGCUGGACGGGAUUUCUGCACUAAAGAUGGACUUCUCUACUGUGAGUCUCACCAGCAAGACGCCACCAGUCUCAUCUGUGCAUCCUGCUCCCAACCCAUAUCUGGGCGUUGUAUCAACGCGAUGGGCAAGCGCUUCCACCUGCAACACUUUGUCUGCACCUACUGCCUGCGUCAGCUAAACACGGGCACCUUUAAGGAGCGCGCCUCCAAACCCUACUGCAGCACCUGCUUCCGGCAGCUCUUCGGCUAG
This is a messenger RNA of Dibothriocephalus latus, 414 nucleotides long. Lineage: Eukaryota; Metazoa; Platyhelminthes; Cestoda; Diphyllobothriidea; Diphyllobothriidae. The record is from the annotation of a GenBank genome assembly.